AUGGAUCCGUCUGAGCUGUUUAAGACCAGGGCGCCCCCUGUGGCGGUUCACGCUGACCUGGAUGUCUUAAGCUUCCUGCAACAACCGGGGGAGGACAACAGCACGGCAGAGCAAUGCUUCCGCGCUCACUCUCGGAACAGCGUCCUCCAGGGCCUGCCAUUUGGUGGGGUGCCCACAGUCCUCUUCAUAAAUGUGGUGCUUUGGAUGUUGUUAUUGCUCAUCUUUUCUUGUCUGAGGAAGGCUGCGUGGGAUUAUGGGCGUUUGGCCCUGCUUAUGGACAAUGACAGUCUUACAUCCCUGUUUUAUGGAGAACCGAGUGAAAAGGAGAAGUCUCCCUCGGAGUCCAGCCCCUCAGACUCUGAGAUAAAAGACAUGGGCUUCUGCUCAUGGCUUUCAUCUCUUUACCAUAUGAAGGACGAGGAGAUCCGCAGCAAGUGCGGCAUCGAUGCAGUCACAUACCUGUCCUUUCAGCGCCACAUCAUGCUACUCAUGACAGUGGUUUCCCUGCUGUCUUUGGCUGUAAUCCUGCCCGUCAACUUUUCAGGGAACCUUCAAGGAGACAGCCCCAAAGACUUUGGAAGGACGACCCUGGCUAAUGUUAGCGCAAAGGACAGUUUUCUUUGGCUGCACAGCGUCUUUGCUUUGGUUUACUUUAUCAUCACUCUGGUGUCGAUGGCUCACCACUCAGCAAGGCUGGAGCACAGAGAGGAUGAGAAGGCUUCCAGGACCCUGAUGAUCACCUCCAUACCCAGAGAGAUCUCAGACCCAGGACUCAUCACCAAACACUUCCACGAGGCGUACCCCAGCUGCACAGUCACGGACAUCCGCUUCUGCUUUGACGUUCACAAACUGAUGAAGCUGGACUUAGAAAGGCGUAAAGCAAUGAAAGGCAGGCUCUAUUUUGCUACUAAGUCCCAAAAAGAUGGGAAGGUCAUGAUCAUGACCCAUCCGUGUGCACAGAUAUUUUGUUGCAACAUAUGUGGCUUUGAGAAGGUAGAUGCAGAACAGUACUACAGCGAAUUAGAGGAGAAGCGCACAGAUGAGUUCAACGCAGAGAAGCAGCGGAUCACCAUGAAAAGGCUGGGAAUCGCCUUUGUGACUCUUAGAGAUGAGAGAAUGACAGCUGUCAUUGUGAAGGACUACAGGCGUGUGCGCUGCCGUAGAAGACCCCAGCAGUCCAGCAUCACUACUGUGGUGCAGUCGCACAGAUGGGGGGUCAGCUAUGCACCUGCUCCAAGUGACAUCAUCUGGGAGAACCUGUCUGUCUGCGGCUCUCGCUGGUGGCUCCGAUGUGUUCUCCUCAACAUCCUCCUCUUCUUGCUGCUCUUCUUUUUCACCACUCCUGCCAUCAUUGUGAACACCAUGGACAAGUUCAACGUCACGCAGCCCAUGGAGAGUUUGAGGAGCCCGAUUAUUACUCAGUUCUUUCCCACCUUCCUGCUCUGGGUGUUCUCAGUGCUCCUGCCUUUCAUCGUUUAUUACUCAGCCUUCUUUGAGUGCCACUGGACCAGAUCAGUUGAAAACCAAGUGACGAUGCACAAGUGUUUUCUGCUGCUGAUCUUCAUGGUGAUCAUCCUCCCUUCACUUGGUCUGUCCAGUCUGGACCUCUUCUUCACUUGGUUGUUUGACGUCAACUUUCUGGAUGAGAAAGAAAUCAAAUUCCAGUGUGUGUUUCUUCCUGACAACGGUGCAUUCUUUGUGAACUACGUGAUCACCUCCAGUCUGGUUGGAACAUCUAUGGAAUUGCUUCGAAUCCCAGCACUGACUGUGUACGCUCUGCGACUCUGCUUUGCCAAAUCCCAGGCUGAACGCAUACAUGUUAAAAGGAGUCAAGCUUAUGAGUUCCAGUUUGGCCUGGAAUAUGCCUGGACAAUGUGCAUCUUUGCUGUCAGUAUGACCUACAGCAUCACAUGUCCUAUCAUUACACCCUUUGGUCUGCUCUACGUGAUCUUAAAACACAUGGUUGAUCGAUAUAACAUCUACUACGCAUAUGUUCCCACUAAACUCAACCAGAAAAUCCACAGAGCGGCAACCUGCCAGGUCAUCGUGGCUCCAAUCCUCGGCAUGUUCUGGCUGCUCUUCUUCUCUGUUCUCAGAUUAGGUCCAAUGCAUCCCAUCACCUUGUUUACAUUCGUUUCUCUCAUCUGCUGUAUUGCCUGCUCACUUUUCCGUAUAUGGCUUCGAAAGACACCCGACAAGUCAACAAGCUACCAGAUGUCUGAUCAGCCAGCUGCAGAAACGUAUCCCGAUGCAGACAGGAGCACAGUGACAUCAACCACUGCCUCAAAUCUGUUUGUUGCAUCUGUGUUGUUGGAGCCAGAGCUGGCUUUAACACCCAUGCCAUCCCCGGCUCACCAAGGCUACGGUGCCAUGGCCAGCUCCCAGAGUUCAGGUCACGGACCGGCGGCUGGAGCAGUGGCUGAGGAGGAACAAGCCCAAACUUUUGAGACUGAGCUCAGAGACCCUGCAGACCCCUACUGUUCCAGCCCGCUCAUGGACAGCCCCACAGGCUACCAGUGACAGCAGCUCCCACUUCAUCUAAUUUACAUGUGUCCUGAAGUGGCGGAGCACAGAUUUUUAAAUGCUGCUAUGCUGCAUUUUGACCGCAGGCUCUAAUUUGGCUGCAUCAGACAUUGAGACAAGAUAGAUCUUAUGUGAGGACAUAAAGAAUCUAAUGAAACAGCUGAAUUAUUUAAGACAGAGCAUUCCAAAAGAAAGCAGCUACCUAAAACCUUGUCUGAACUUGCUUCAUAAACACAUCAAGAUCAAGCUAAUAUACAGUUAAUAAAAAAUGAAAAUUAUCUCCUAUUGCUUCCUUUGCAAGUUAAAAAGGUUGAAAGUAAAAGGGAGGGAAUGUAGCUUGAAGCCACUAGCAGACAGACACGCUCCAUGCUGUGCAACUGGAACAUUAGCGGAGUGGAAAGUUCCCAUCACAGUGGGUGGUGAGAGCAGGCUUGCCCCUGUAGACUGACAGCGCGGCCCGGCCAUGGGUGAUAUGUGCUUCCUCUGUGAGGCUGAGGGUGAGGGCAGCGACUUGUGAAGCCAUCUGCCAUGAGAUUGCAGACAGACGGAGGGCAGUCAGGCUCUCAGAUGGACUGUAGUAUAUGUACAGUCCUGCCAUAGAGGCAGAAAUGGUCUAAAGCUUAUUGUAAUUUAUCUCAAUAUAAGGUUGCUAUUUUUGCUACUGUAUUUUUGGUGUUGUUCACGUGAAAGCUUUAAAUUGGAGGGUGGUGGGUUCUCAACUUUCUCAUCUUAAUGAGAAAAUUACAUUGUUUACUCUGUUAACCUGUGUACCUGAUCUAAUUGUUUGGGUUUUUUAUGCUUUCACUUCUUGCAUACAGUAUACUUUGGCGAUCAAAUUAUUGAUUUCCAAUUAGCAGAAAUAAUGUAAAAAAGAAAAUUGUAUUUAAGUAAUUUAAUUCGAAAACUCUAACCUAUGAUGAUUCAUUGCACACAAAGUCAAAUAUUUCCCUAUGUCUCUGUCUAUUUUGUUGAUGAAUGUUUGUUUCUAAUUUCUGUCUAAAAGAGUUUUUCCUUCCAUCCAACUUUUCUGUAAUAUAUUUUUGUUGUUUACCCUCUUUUUGGAGACCAUCAAAAACUAAUGUAGGCAUGAAAUAACAUUAUAACAUAAAAAAAAAAGUUUUUUGUUGAUCUUACAUAGUACUUAAGUUUGCUGAAAAACUGAAUUUAAGGUUGUCAUUAGCUGUGAUCCAUGAUAGAAGAAAAUAAAGGAUUACAGCACAUAUAAUUGUCUAAUCAAUUAAUCUAUUAUUUUUCCCUUUUCUAUUGAAUUGUUUGAAGAGUAAGGCUUUUCAAUGAUAUUCUGAUUUAUUGAAAUUUACUCAAAGUACAUCCAAUACUCCAUUCUGGCUUAUAUUUUUAAAAGACUAAAUUACGUUUACAUUGGAUUAGCUAAAUUCAAAUAUAAUGAUGAUUAUAAAUGUGAACGUGUUUGCUCUUUUUGUUUAAUCACAUAGGCUUAAUUCAUCAUGAGCUCUGUGUAUUAUGUGCAGCCUUGUCAUAUGAACAGACAAUCACAAAAAACAGACCUAAUAGUAUGUACAAAAGAGUCAAUGUGCAGAAGAAGGCAAAUUACAGCAGGCUAAAUUAGCAAUACACCGCACCUUUUGCAUUUAUUGGCAUCCCAGGUAAAGACACUUUAGAAAGCCUUGGAUUAAACUUGACAGAGGUAGCAUGAUCUUACAAUGAAAUAUUUUUCUUACUGUAACCUUCAUUUGAAGACAUUAAUUUAGACCUGAACAAAAUCGUACAUAAGGAUUUUUUCUUUAUAAAAUUAGUAUCAUGUAUCACCCACAGAAAUUCCAUUAAAAUGAAAUGAUGCAUUUUCUAUUCAGCAACUUUCCAAGGUUUGAAUUCAAUAAGUUCUUGGAUAUUGAUUCAGCAUUUUAUUUAGUGCAACCAUUUUAAGCUUUUAAGAUCACCUCACUACCACAUGCAAAAUAAUUAAUUCAAAGCAUGUUUAAGAGGUAUUUUAGGAACUAAACCCCUUUUCUGUCCCACCACAAACAAAUGUGUGGAGUGAUUGACUGGACAUCCUGAUAGGGAGCCAUAUUCCCUGUAAAAAAAAAAAAAAAAAAACGCUAUCCUUAAGGAAUACAUAAAUAAAAAUUUUAAGUAAACAUUUUUCCAAAAUCCCAAAGAUC
Molecule: messenger RNA, 4664 nt
Organism: Cyprinodon tularosa
Lineage: Eukaryota; Metazoa; Chordata; Actinopteri; Cyprinodontiformes; Cyprinodontidae
Gene: tmem63c
Product: transmembrane protein 63C
Exons: 22
Coding region: 1-2520 (839 amino acids)
Cellular component (GO): plasma membrane
Molecular function (GO): calcium-activated cation channel activity
Source: RefSeq, a predicted model, not a curated record